This is a messenger RNA of Phaethon lepturus (White-tailed tropicbird), 887 nucleotides long. RefSeq names its product chromobox homolog 2 (gene CBX2). The record is from RefSeq and is a predicted model, not a curated record. Gene Ontology annotation, biological process: negative regulation of transcription by RNA polymerase II. Gene Ontology annotation, cellular component: PRC1 complex; heterochromatin. The annotation marks the transcript as partial. The transcript has 4 exons. Lineage: Eukaryota; Metazoa; Chordata; Aves; Phaethontiformes; Phaethontidae.
AACAGCUGGGAGCCCGAGGAGAACAUCCUUGAUCCAAGACUCCUCCUCGCUUUCCAAAAGAAGGAACAUGAAAAAGAAGUGCAGAAUCGGAAGAGGGGCAAGCGGCCCAGGGGCAGGCCCAGGAAACACGUGGAACCAGAGAUGCCUGCAAAAACUAAGUCAAGUAGCUCCUCUUCCUCCACAUCCUCCUCUUCCUCCUCCUCUGAUGAAGAGGAUGAAAGUGACCUGGAAGCAAAGAGAGGUCCCCGCAGCAGAGAGACUCACCCGGUACCGCAGAAGAAAGCUCAGAUCCUGGUGGCGAAGCCUGAAAUGAAAGACAGUUCCAGGAAGAAGCGUGGGCGCAAACCUCUUCCCCCGGAGCAGAAAGCAGCUCGAAGGACCGUGAACCUGACAAAGGUGCUGAAAACGUCCCGGAAGGAGGUGGGCGGCAGCGCCAAGCCGAUGGGGAAGCUGCAGCCCCAGCACGGCAUGCAGGGCUCGGGCAUGGCCGUGCUGAAGGACCCGCCGGGCGCCUUGGCUGGGCUCAGUUCAGGCAGUUCGUCUGCGGAAAAUCUGCCCAACAUGAAGAGCGGCUCCGCGAGCCCAAACCGGGCCAUCAGCUGGCAGAGCUCCAUCGUGCACUACAUGAACAGGAUGUCCCAAAGCCAGAGCUCGGCAGAGACCUCACCCCUGGGCAGGCUGGCGCUCAAGUCCCAGGCAUCCAGCAAGAGCAGCUUAGGGCUGGACUUGAAAAUGAGGAACCAGAAAGGAUCUGGGGAGCUCGGGCUGAGCGUGCAGGGCCCCAAGACUGCUAAGGCUCCCAGCAGCGGUGCUGGAGGGGACCAGAAAUCGGGGUUUGCUGCGGGAGGCCAAAUGCUGCACAACGGCAGCAAGACACCGGCGAGCUC